AUGAUGCGGUACUUCCGCGCCUUGCGUGCCCGCACGGACAUGGUCGAGCUCCUCCUGUGCAGGGGCCGACUCGCCGACGUCCAGAUGCUGAACUUUUUCUCCAUCCAGCUAGACCGCGAGGUCAGCGCUGCAGCGGCAGCCGCGGCAGUGCCAGGAUCGGCAGUGGCGGCCAGCGGUGCGGGCAGUGGUGAGGGGUCGGAGAGCACCGUGAAGCAGGCCGAGAAAGCGGCGGUAACCGCAGCGACGCCGGAUGCCACGAGCACGGAGGCCGCCAUGGCCGCCGCUGGUGCUGCCACGGCAGUGGAGGCGGAGGCGGUGGCGAAGGCUGCAGCCGCGGAGGCACAGCGCGCACAGAACUGCGAGGCAAGGAGGAAGGCGUGGAAGGCAUUCCACGACCGCAGCGAUGUGGUGCGUCGACUUGCCGUCAGCGAGAACCCCGUGGCGUGGCUGAGAGAGGUGUACAGCGGCGACGAGGAGUGGCCGCGCUCGUAUUUGACAGAAGCGACGGCCGUGGUGACGCACACGGGCACUGGUGCGCCGACGCUGAAGGCGAGCGGUAUGGCCACGGCGGUCGGAAGCGGCGACGUGCAGGCGGCAAGGACGACGGCGGCCGGUAGCGAGGGAGGCGAACACCGUCACCAUGGCUCCUCCUCUGCCACCACCGCCGCGCAUGCGCUGCCCAAGUCGAUCCGUGUGGUCCUGCGACUGGAGGGCGGCGAGAAUAGCACGCCGAAGUACGUCACGGGCUCCGUGCCGCUCGAUCAGCCCGGCGUGGUGGAGAAAAAGCUGGUGAACGGUAUGCUGCGAGUGCGACUAAAUAAUGCCGACGUUGCCCAGUCCGAGCCGCUGUCCGCGGAGAAGGUGGCUAGCUACCAGCACGUGCUGACCGCCACGGCUUACAGCGCCAUUCUGCGGAAGAUGGGGGAGGUUGGCGCGCUGCAUGCCACCAAUACCGUGCGCUACGACGCGCUUCUGAUCCGCAACCCCGCGGUCCAGAUGCGAUUGGCGCAGCUCGCAUGCUUCCGCUACGGGAUCGACUGCUUGACCGACUACGUCGUGGGCGACCCGGAGGUUGCCGACGGCGACGAGGCUGCCGAGCUCUUCAGCAGCUUUUCGGAGCAGCUGCAAACCCCCUUGAUCGAGUCCAUGGUGCUCAAAAUAUAUGCAGAGCGCGCCUUGAUGGACGGCAUGGAUUGCAUGUGGGAGAUGGUGCGCGACACCCCGCUCGUUGCGGCGGUGGCCCACCGCAGCAACCCGGCCAAGAUGAUCGACUACCCGUACCUUGCAGAACUCUUCAACUCUCCCAAGUACCUCCUCACGUCUUGGAAUGGCUCCAUGGAGGAGCAGUCGAUGGCCUUCCUGCACCCGCUGCUGUCGCAGGGCGGUCUCUUCGGCAGCGGCGCCGGCGGCUCUCGUGCGGGCAUUGGCGGCGCGCUCCAAGGUUUGAUUGGGCUGACAAGUGGCCACAGCUAUGGUGGCGUGCGUCUGGCGGCACCGCACGUGAACCUGGCGGGGAUGGCCAAGGCACUGGAGCUUGACGUGGCGAAGCUGCUGAACGUUAUUGCAAGCGAGAAGGGUAAGCUGGAGCCGAUGUUUGUGAUCAGCGUGGCGCAGUACGUCUCCGAGGUGCUGGCCAACCUCGCCGUCAUCUACCGCUGCACUGCGGCGUUGAACAUCGAUGAGGAGGGCCGCGGCCACCGAGAAUGGCUGCUGGCGCAGGCGUUUGGCGGCGCCUCAGCGGUGCGCCGUCAGCGUAUCAUGAACGACUACAUGAUGUCGCGUGCGGCGACGAGUGUGAUAAAGAAGAGUAAGAGCCUCGACAACUACUCGACGCACCCCAUCGAGUUGAUGAACACGUCGCCGCAAAACGCGAAGGCGUCAUCGAUGGAGAGGGCGGCGUCCACGUAG
Molecule: messenger RNA, 1908 nt
Organism: Leishmania mexicana MHOM/GT/2001/U1103
Lineage: Eukaryota; Euglenozoa; Kinetoplastea; Trypanosomatida; Trypanosomatidae
Exons: 1
Coding region: 1-1908 (635 amino acids)
Source: RefSeq, a predicted model, not a curated record